UAUAUGUAAUGUGACAAGCCAAUUUGUACCUAGUAUAUUAUUCUAGAAUAAGUUCAGAUCAGGAAAGCCAGAACUGGCCGCAGUUCCACACAGCAAAGCCUUGGAGGAAAGCCUGCCCUUAAAAUGAACACGGCCAGAGCUUUAAAACACGAUCAUAGUAUCGUCAGUUAUUCCUUAGACCUGCCGCCUCGUCACUUGCAACACCUCUUCACGAUUAACCUGCCGGACAUGGUAGAGCGGACUGGGCUUUGCUCGCUUCCCGACGGUGCGGAUCUGGCUUUUGAUUCUGUUGGCGAAGCGGGAGGGGGGGGCGGAGGCGAGACGGAACUUUGGCUUUUAUUCGGGGAAAAGGAAAUGUUGAUCUAAAGGAGCAGGGGAGCCUGUGACAACACGCGCGCCGCACACUCGCGCAGCAUCGCUGUCGCCGCCGACGCGCACACAGCCACCCUGCAAUCUCAGCCCGGCGCUUCUACGGCUCCGAGCCGCUUUCCUCUUCCUCCUCCUCCCGCACAGGCGUGCGCGCACACACAGGGACACACAUACACCACACACACAGAGAGAGAGGGGCACACGCACACAUGCGCCACCACCGCCACCGCCACCCGGCGCUCUCUCGCAAGACUCCGGGGUAGCGCAGUCGGGCCCUGCCGCCCUCGUCUUGGACGCAACGACUGCCCGCAGAUCCUGCUGCCUCGCCGCCAGGCGCGAUCGUUUCCCGCCGCCCGCUCAUCCCCUCCCCGCCCCAAGCAACGGCCUCUCUCGCCACGCCACCGGGGAGCCUCCAUGUGUUUGGGGGAGAGGCAGCCGCCGCUGGUCGCUGAGUCUCUCCGCCGGCUGCUUCCCGGCGAUCGUCGCUUCUCUUGGAUUCCCGAGCGCCAAGGCGAGGCCAAAAGCAGCAGCAGCAGCAGCAGCGGCUGGCAAAGGAUUCCCGCCGCCAUCCCCCGCCCUCCAGCGGCAGGUGCAGCCUCAGCCGGGCAGCCUUCGCGCUCGCUUCUCCAGCCGCGUCUUCGCGCCUGCCUGCAGCCUUACCUCCCCCGGCAGCCCCACGCCGCUGAGCCGGCGAACCGUUGCCGCUGCCGUCGCCGAGUACUGGCGGGCGGCCGCCGCCGCUGGCCUUGCUUUCAGUGCGGCUUCCCCUCCUCCCCCCCGCUCGUCGCCCUGCCCCGGCUCUGACCAUGAUGGACCUGAAGGUGGACGAGGAGGAGGUGGAAAACGGACAGCCGGUCAGCAUGGAGGCAUUUGCCAGCAGUUCCACGCUGCACGGCCUGUCCCACAUCUUCUCCUACGAGCGCCUCUUAAUCAAGCGCAUCUUCUGGACCUUGUGUUUCCUGGGCUCCUUGACCGUGCUGGUCUUCGUCUGCAAUGAGAGGAUCCAGUACUACUUUCACUACCCUCACGUCACCAAGCUGGACGAGGUGGCUACCACCCACAUGACUUUCCCAGCCAUCACCUUCUGCAACCUCAACGAGUUUCGCUUCAGCCGAGUGACCAAGAAUGAUUUGUACCAUGCUGGGGAGCUCCUCGCCCUGCUCAAUAGCAGGUAUGAGAUUCCGGACACCCAAAUGGCUGAUGAGAAACAGCUGGAGAUCCUGCAGGAGAAGGCAAAUUUCCGCAACUUCAAGCCCAAACCUUUUAACAUGCGGGAGUUCUCAGACCGAGCUGGCCAUGAUAUCCAGGAAAUGCUCCUCUCCUGCUUGUUCCGUGGGGAGCCAUGUGGUCCCUCUGACUUUAAAGUGGUUUUUACCCGCUACGGAAAGUGCUACACCUUCAAUUCUGGCCAGUCUGACAAGCCACCCCUGGUCACCAUGAAGGGGGGCACCGGCAAUGGUUUGGAGAUCAUGCUGGACAUUCAACAGGACGAAUACCUUCCAGUCUGGGGAGAGACAGAUGAGACAUCCUUUGAAGCUGGGAUUAAAGUGCAGAUCCACAGCCAGGAUGAGCCGCCCUUCAUUGACCAGCUGGGAUUUGGAGUGGCACCUGGCUUCCAGACGUUUGUGUCCUGCCAAGAGCAGCGGCUUAUCUAUCUUCCUUCACCUUGGGGUGAAUGCAAGUCAGUGACAGUGGAGUCUGAAUUCUAUGACACCUAUAGCAUCACUGCUUGCCGCAUAGAUUGUGAAACCCGCUACUUGGUAGAGAACUGCAACUGUCGUAUGGUGCAUAUGCCUGGUGAUGCUCCCUACUGCACCCCUGAGCAGUACAAAGAAUGUGCAGAUCCUGCCCUUGACUUCUUAGUGGAGCGAGACAAUAAUUAUUGUGUAUGUAAGAUGCCUUGCAACGUCACUCGCUAUGGUAAAGAGCUGUCCAUGGUGAAGAUCCCCAGCAAGGCCUCAGCCAAGUAUUUGGCCAAGAAAUACAACAAGAGUGAACAGUACAUUGGGGAGAACAUCCUGGUUCUGGACAUCUUCUUUGAGGCUUUGAACUAUGAAACUAUCGAGCAGAAGAAAGCAUAUGAAGUAGCUGGACUGCUGGGUGACAUUGGGGGACAGAUGGGGCUGUUUAUUGGGGCCAGUUUACUGACUGUGCUUGAGCUUUUUGACUAUGCCUAUGAGGUUAUUAAGUUCCACCUUUGUCGCCGUGACAAGUGUGAGAAGAAACACAAAGGGAAUAACAGUGACAAGGGUGUUGCCCUGAGCCUGGAUGAUGUGAAGCGCCAUAAUCCAUGUGAGAAUAUCCGAGGCCAUCCAGCAGGCAUGACAUACGCAGCCAACAUCCUACCUCACCACCCAGCCCGAGGAACUUUUGAGGAUUUUACCUGUUAACUGACAACUGGAUGUACAACUAACACUACCAAAGGGAAGGGGCCAUGCUGAGCAGCUUUGGCCCAGCCCAGCCCGUGGACCUGCCAACCUUUUGCAGGGCCUCUAUCUCAGACAACUGGGGAGGCAGUAGAAUCCAGCCUCUCCUCAUCCAUCCGCCCCAGGCCAAUGCAGCGAUACGCACAUGGAGCCAGCUGGACAGAGGUGAGGCUUAGCUGCCAGAUCCGUUCCAGUUUCUGCUCGUUCCAAUGACACCCUUGAACUUUAAAUAUAACAGAAGUGCUGCUGGAAGAACACACCCCCCCCCGCGCGCAGUAUUCAAUGGAGGUGAGGGCACAGCCUUCUCCAGUCCACAAUCACUGAAGUCUUAACUAUGUGUCUCUCCUUCUGUAUCUGUCAUGCUCCCUAACCACAGCAAGCCUUGUGUGGCAGUGGUCAUUGUGUGCAAAGCCCCGCCCCUCUCUCUUUUAACCCGAAUGCCAAGAAGAAUCUACAGGAACAGAUAGAGCCAGACUGUUUCUGUGGCAUUCUCUUUGUAGAGGCUACUUAUCUAUCCAAGGAAGUGCUGCUUCAGUUCUCUUCCCUUCCCCUUCUGACUGUGCACUGUGGGAGGCCAGUGGUCAUAGCCUUCCCUGGAGCAAGACUGCGAUUGAACUGGGAGAGCCACUUCCAUAGGAUGUGCCAUCAUCUGCUCAUCUCAUCCAACUGGCAGCUUCUCAUUUGACCUGGCCUGGACUCUGCUCUUCUUUGAGCCCUUGCCUAUUCCAUCCAUCACCUCAGCCCUCCAUGAGAAAGGCAGGUAGCAAAGCUGUUCCAAAGGUUACAACGUUCGCAUGAUGAGCUGCCUGGGCCCCUUCUGUGCAUGUUAUUAAGAAAGAUGUGACAAUUCUUAAAGUAGUGAGGUUCCGAGACAAGCCUACCAUUUCACAGAAUUUUCCAUAUUGUACAAAAGAGAUUUUCCAAAGAAGUCAUGCUUCGGGGUCUGUAGCUACCAAUAAGAGAAGAAAGCAAUGCGCCUGUCUCUUAAUUUGAGCUUCCCUCUUUAUUUCCCAUGGUAACAUGGCAACAUCUAGGAUAUUCCUGCAGGCAAAAAUAAUGCACCAACAUUACUUUGGCUGGCAGAAGCUUAGCGCUUGCUUUAGCAAGAAAGAACAGAAGGGAUCUUGAGGGCAAUGAUAAGGGUAGCUUGGUUUAGUACAAUGUGGAAAUGAUAUUGCCCCUUAGUCUUUAAGGGCAGAAAUAGUCCCUUAUCACUUUCAGCCAAGAUUUCAUAGGUAAGGCUUAAGAUACCAUUCUGAGACAGAGGGUCUCCAGGCAAAAUGCAUACUAAUGAUGCAAGGCAUUUCCUUAUUAUACAUCAUCAGCAUACUGCAAAACAAAGGAACAGUUAUGGGAAGACGUUUCACUGGAAUAAAUUGUCAAGUCAGGCUCCCUGUUUUCUCCUAUGUUAUAGCAGUCACUAUUACAUCCCAGUCACAGUCAACUAGUUGGUUUUUCAGCCAUCUAGCCAUGAUACCAAUAGUCAAGCCAAGAUGAAUGGUUUGCAUUGGCAAGGAGCAUUUGCAGACUGGGAAUGAUGGUGGACAUUCUAGCAAAGCCACGGGUCAGGGAGGGUGGCAUGAGCUUCCUUUUUGUAGCCAUCGCUUUUGUCUUGUCUUACGUCUCCUAUACAACCGGUCCAUAGUGCCUGAUACUUCUCCACCUGAGAAAGGCAGAGACAUCAGAAUGGAGGUUUGAUUUCCGCCCCCCCCCCAAUUCCUGAAUAGGCAUCAUUUCAACUCAUAUUAAGAAGAGCCUGGAUGUGUGGUCCUGUGAUGGUAGGUCCCGCAGCCUACUCAAAAGACUGACAUCACCAUCAGUGAAGGCUUGUCUUAACAUUUCCUUCUCCAAAAAUGAACUAAUAUGACCUUGUCUUGUAAGUGUUCCAUUUACU
This is a messenger RNA of Crotalus tigris (Tiger rattlesnake), 4689 nucleotides long. RefSeq names its product acid sensing ion channel subunit 1 (gene ASIC1). Gene Ontology annotation, biological process: sodium ion transmembrane transport. NCBI's taxonomy places the organism in Eukaryota, Metazoa, Chordata, Lepidosauria, Squamata, Viperidae. Gene Ontology annotation, cellular component: membrane. Bases 1176 to 2759 code for a protein of 527 amino acids. The record is from RefSeq and is a predicted model, not a curated record. The transcript has 12 exons.